GAAUGUUUAACUCUCAGUUGGAAGUGGCUAAAUUUGAAGGUGCAGCAAUUCGUACUGUGAGUGGUAUCCGAGGACAGAUCAAAAAGGCCCUCCGAACUCCAGUAGGUGCUUUCAGAGCAACAUUUGAAGACAAGUUGCUGAUGAGUGAUAUUGUCUUUGUGAGGACUUGGUAUCCUGUUUCUAUCCCAAGACUUUAUAACCCUGUAACGUCCUUGCUGAAGCCAGCAGGUGAGAAAGAUAGUUGGAGUGGAAUGAAGACAACAGGCCAGCUAAGGCAUGAGAAAGGCAUCAAACUGAAACAAAACAAAGAUUCUCUCUAUAAGCCUAUUGUGAGGGAGCAAAGGCAUUUCAAUAAGCUCCACAUUCCUAAAGCACUGCAGAAGGCACUGCCUUUUAAGAACAAGCCUAAGAAUCUUGAGAAGAAAGGCAAGACUCCAAAAGACCAGUGGAGACCAGCUGUUAUCAGGGAGCCUCAUGAAAAGAAGAUAUCAGCCCUACUCAGUGCUUUGAGUACAGUGAAUAAUUACAAGAUAAGGAAAGCCAAAGUAAAACAUCGGGAGCAUCUUAAAGAAUAUCUCAAAGUUAAGCAGAAGGAGGAUGAACAGAAAUUCAAGAGGCAAAAGGAGGCUAAGAAAAAAAUCUACCGCAUACUGGGACAAAGGGAAAAAAAGAGGCAGAAGUCAAGCUUGAAAGGAUCUAGUAAGGGAGAGAAGAGUAUGUAAAAUUUAAUCAGAUUUCAGGCCAAAUGAGGAAAUAAGAUAGCUGUGCAAUUUUCUGUUGAAGAAACAAGGCCUUGGAAUAUACUAGACGUGCAUUCAAGAGAAGAAAAAAAUGCAAAUAUGACUUUAUUCAUGCUCUUGAAUACAUUUGGCAAUGUCUAUAAAUAAGAUGUAGAAGUAUGAAUUGUGGUUUUUCUACAAGAUAUUCUGGAGGACUUUGUAUUUCAGUAUAUUUCUGUCUAUACUGCACAUUCUAUAUAGCCAAUAAAGUUAUUUUAAUGUCAGUUACA
This is a messenger RNA of Pterocles gutturalis (yellow-throated sandgrouse), 1009 nucleotides long. Its product is annotated as ribosome biogenesis protein BMS1 homolog. The transcript is spliced from 4 exons. The record is from RefSeq and is a predicted model, not a curated record. Gene Ontology annotation, cellular component: 90S preribosome. Gene Ontology annotation, molecular function: U3 snoRNA binding; GTPase activity; GTP binding. Gene Ontology annotation, biological process: ribosome biogenesis; maturation of SSU-rRNA from tricistronic rRNA transcript (SSU-rRNA, 5.8S rRNA, LSU-rRNA); endonucleolytic cleavage of tricistronic rRNA transcript (SSU-rRNA, 5.8S rRNA, LSU-rRNA). NCBI's taxonomy places the organism in Eukaryota, Metazoa, Chordata, Aves, Pterocliformes, Pteroclidae. The coding region runs from base 3 to 722 and encodes 239 amino acids.